This is a messenger RNA of Penicillium cosmopolitanum, 1263 nucleotides long. RefSeq names its product carbohydrate-binding module family 48 protein. The transcript has 4 exons. Lineage: Eukaryota; Fungi; Ascomycota; Eurotiomycetes; Eurotiales; Aspergillaceae. Bases 1 to 1263 code for a protein of 420 amino acids. Gene Ontology annotation, molecular function: protein kinase binding. Gene Ontology annotation, biological process: signal transduction. Gene Ontology annotation, cellular component: cytoplasm; nucleotide-activated protein kinase complex; nucleus. The record is from RefSeq and is a predicted model, not a curated record.
AUGGGGACUUUUACAUUCCAAUGGCCUUACGAUGCGAACGAGGUGUUCGUCACAGGCACUUUCGAUGAUUGGGGUAAGACGGUGAAACUGGACCGGGUUGGCGGCAUCUUUAUCAAGGAAGUGUCGCUCCCGGUACGUGAGAAGAUUCAGUACAAGUUCGUUGUCGACGGUAUCUGGACAACUGACAAGCGUGUUCGAGAGGAGAACGACGGAGACGAUAAUAUCAACAACAUCCUUCUGCCGGAGGAGAUCAAAGAUAGCGCCCCAACCCAACUUGAACCUGCUACCAACGCAACCAUGUCUGGUGUGACCCCCGAUUCGACAACCGCGGCCCUGGCUGCGGCUGUCCCCAAGGAGGCCAACGGAAACCUGCCCGGUACCUUCCCCGAGACGCCGGGACAAGAGUCCGAGCAAACACUAUCCGUGAACCCCAUCCCAGCCUCGGGUGGCUACGGGAAUCCCAUCAAGUUGAACCCUGGCGAGAAGGUCCCCGAUCCUAGCACAAUCCAUGGCAACACUGUCGACUCGACUGUGCGACUAGACAAGGAAUCUUAUGAAAAGGGCGACAGCGUGCCCUUAGGCAGCGCCGGAACCCAGAACGACACCGCUGGAUCCAGUGCCUUUACCGUGCCUCCAGUGACAAAGAACCUCAUUCCCGAGUCCAGCCUUCCCAUCGGCGGACCUGCCCAGCGAGCUGCUUCCACCGAACAAGAGCUUUACCACGCUGGUGGCCCUGCUCAACAGGCCGCUAUGGCCGACCCUGGCGUCACCAUCCAGUCGGCGGCCCCCACCUCGACCACCGCCGCUCUUGCUGCCGAAGUUCCUCUCGAGAAGAACAAACAGACGAAUGGCACCGAGCCGGUGAAGGAGGUUCCGGAGGUAGUGAAGGAGUCGAUUGCGGAAGCUCACGAAGACCCUGAGGCUACUGCCAACAAGAAAGCCGUUGUGGAGAAGAGAGAUGUGGAGAAUGAGCUCCACACGAAGGUACCUGUAGAGGAAUCUGCAGGAGCCCCAGCACCAACUGCGACCGCAGCUACAACAUCUACCGCACCUGGUCAAGGCCAAGGCCUCGUUGUCCCCCCAGUGGACUCGGCCGAUGUAUCACCAACCUCGACUCCUCCCCCGGACGAGCAUCAGCCGCUCCCGCCCCCACCUCCGCCCCAGCAACUGAAGACCGGACCCACCGAGGGCAGCUCCAAGGAUGAAAAGAAGAAGAAGCGACUGAGUGGAUUCUUCAGCAAGCUCAAGGAAAAGCUCAAGUAG